UGUGUAACCUGCAGGCCCAGGCAAACAGGAGCUGGAGGACAGGAAGCUGUUUGCUGGCCCGAAUCCCAAGUGGCACUGAGUUGUUUACAUUAGCAGAAGUAAGAAGUUCUGAGGGACGUGACAAGAACAGAACUACACUAAGCAAAACUAUGGAGAGAUCUUUUAAUAUAAAGACCAAGGAUUCCAAAUCUCCAAACUCGAGCAAUCUCUCAGAAUCCUAUAUGUCUACAAAGGAUAUAGUAAACAUAAACUCAAAUUAUUUUGCAUGCAUUGAAUGUGGUAAAUAUUUUGUCACUAAAGCAGAGCUUGUUUCACAUCAGAGAGUGCACACAGGGGAGAAACCUUUCUUAUGCUCUGAAUGUGGGAAAUGUUUUUGCUCUAAGUCAGGUCUUGUUAAUCAUCAGAGAACUCACACAGGAGAGAAACCUUUCUCAUGCACUGAAUGUUUAAAAUGUUUUAGUGUGAAUGCAAACCUUGUUCGCCAUCAGAGAACUCACACAAAAGAGAAACAUUUUGACACUGAAAAAAAUAUUUUUGCACACCAGAGAACUCACACAGGAUUAAAACCAUUCUCAUGCUCUGAAUGUGGGAAAUGUUUUUGCUCUAAGUCAGGUCUUGUUAAUCAUCAGAGAGCUCACACAGGAGAGAAACCUUUCUCAUGCACUGAAUGUGGGAAAUGUUUUAGUGUGAAUGCAAACCUUGUUCGUCAUCAGAGAACUCACACAGGAGUGAAACCAUUCUACUGUUCAGAAUGUGGGAAAAGUUUUGGCCAGUACGAAAACCUUUUUUGCCAUCAGAUAACUCACACAAAAGAGAAACCUUUUGACACUGAAAAAUCUAUUUUUGCACACCAGAGAACUCACACAGGAUUAAAACCAUUCUCAUGCUCUGAAUGUGGAAAACGUGUUAGUAGUAAACAAACUCUUGUUAGACAUUGGAGAACUCACACAGGAGAGAAACCUUUCUCCUGUUCUGAAUGUGGGAAAUGUUUUUUCUGUAAAAAAGAGCUUGCUAAACAUCAGAGAACUCACACUGGAGUGAAACUGGUCUCAUGCUCUGAAUGUGGAAAAUGUUUUUGUAAUAAAGAAACUCUUGUUACACAUCAGAGAACUCACACAGGAGAGAAACCCUUUGCAUGCUCUGAAUGUGGAAAAUGUUACCGCUAUAAGCCACAACUUGUUACACAUCAGAGAACUCACACAGGCGAGAAACCUUUCUCAUGUACUGAAUGUGGGAAAAUGUUUGUUACAAAACCAGUGCUUGUUGUACAUCAGCGAACACACACAGGGGAGAAACUGUUCUCAUGUUCUGAAUGUGGAAAAUGUUUUAGUCGUAAAGAAAAUCUUGUUACACAUCAGAGAACUCAUAUAGGAGAGAAACCUUUCUCAUGUACCGAAUGUGGGAAAAUGUUUGUUACUAAACGAGCGCUUGUUUUACAUCAGCGAACACACACAGGUGAGAAACCUUUCUCAUGUACUGAAUGUGGGAAAAUGUUUGUUACUAAACUAUACCUUGUUUUACAUCAGCGAACACACACACUCCAGUUCUCAUGCACUGAAUGUGGAAAAUGUUUUAGUCGUAAAGAAAAUCUUGUUACACAUCAGAGAACUCAUACAGGAGAGAAACCUUUCUCAUGCACUGAAUGUGGAAAAUGUUUUAGUCUGAAUACAUAUCUUGUUCGCCAUCAGAGAACUCACACCGGGGAUAAACCCUUUGCAUGCUCUGAAUGUGGGAAAUGUUUUAGCCGUAAAGGAAAUCUUGUUCGCCAUCAGAGAACUCACACAGGAGAAAAAGCGUUCUAAUAUACUGAAUGUGUAAAAUGUUUUGUCACAAAAGCAAGACUUGUUACACAAUAGAGAACUCACACGGGAGAGAAACCAUUCUCAUGUUACAUAUCUGAAAAGAGAACCUUUUUCAUUUUUGUUUUUGAUGUUGA
Pelobates fuscus (common spadefoot toad) is the source of this 1936-nucleotide messenger RNA. Its product is annotated as oocyte zinc finger protein XlCOF7.1-like. Gene Ontology annotation, biological process: regulation of transcription by RNA polymerase II. Gene Ontology annotation, molecular function: RNA polymerase II cis-regulatory region sequence-specific DNA binding; DNA-binding transcription factor activity, RNA polymerase II-specific. The coding region runs from base 150 to 1802 and encodes 550 amino acids. Lineage: Eukaryota; Metazoa; Chordata; Amphibia; Anura; Pelobatidae. The transcript has 2 exons. The record is from RefSeq and is a predicted model, not a curated record.